UCAGGUGCCCAAACAGAAUUUACGCGUUCGACCCCAACAUUUCUCUCCCAAACCCCAAAUCGAACCCUAAACGCACUCAUUUACUGGUUCUGUAAGCGGGAAAUUGGAAGGAGAAGCAAUGGAUGCGUUGAGGAAACAGCUGGAUGUACUGAUGGGAGCGAAUCGCAACGGCGAUUCUCAGGAAAUCACGCGAAAAUACUACGACCGUGACGUUUGCCGUCUCUUCCUCGCCGGCGUUUGCCCCCACGAGCUUUUCCAACUCACUAAAAUGGACAAGGGACCGUGCCCCAAGGUGCACUCGUUGCAGCUGAGAAAAGAAUAUAAAGAAGCAAAAGAAAAGGGUCUUGAUAAUUAUGAUAGGGAAUUAGAGGAUAACAUAGAUAGACUUAUUGUUGAGUGUGAUCGUAAAAUUGAAAGGGCUCUGAAGAGGCUGGAUGAAGAUGAUGCGAAAGCAGCUAUCGCGAUUUCUGUAACUGAAGUUACCCAGACACCGGAAACUAUUGAGCUGUCGAAGCAAAUUAAAGAGAAAUUAAAAGAAGCUGAUCAAUUUGAUUUUGAAGGAAAUACAGACAUGAAGAUUCGAACUCUGGAAGAGGUGGAUGAACUAAGGACCAAAAGAGCAGACAAACAGUCGACGCUUCUUUUGGAUGCUUUCAACAAAGAUCGUGCAUCUCUUCCUCAGCCCCUGACAAGUGCUCCUCAAGCGGCACCAGGGCCAGCAGCUCUCCCAGAUCCUUUCAUUCAACAAAUGAUAAACGAGAAGCUAAAGAAAGCCGAAGAUCUUGGUGAACAAGGAAUGAUAGAUGAAGCACAGAAAGCACUGGAAGAGGCUGAAGCACUCAAAAAGCUGCCAGCACGACAGGAACCUAUGCUGGAUUCCUCAAAGUACACAGCUGCUGAUGUGCGCAUUACUGAUCAGAAGCUUCGUGUCUGUGACAUUUGUGGAGCAUUCUUGAGUGUUUAUGACAGUGAUCGCCGUUUAGCAGAUCAUUUUGGUGGAAAACUCCAUUUAGGGUACAUUCUAAUCAGGGAAAAGCUAGCUGAUCUUCAGGAAGAGAAAGACCAGAAACGUAAAGCCCAUGAAGAAGUGAGAAGGUCGAAGGAUCGGAGAAGCCAGGACCGUGAAAGAGAAUCUAGCAGGGACAUGGAUAAAGGUGAUAGCCGUGAUCGUGGAAGAGAUAAUGAUCAUAGGAUCAGAGAUCGUGAUAGGCAUUAUGACCGCGGUAACGACCGUGACCGUGAGAGAGGGAGAGACAAUUCUCGCAACUAUGACUCAAGGGCCCACAGAAGAUCCCGUUCGAGGUCAAAAGACCGCUCGAGAGAUUAUGAUCGCCACAGGCGUUACGACCGAUACUAGUCGGCUGAAUCAACAUCGAGUGAGGAUGGAUCUGCAGUUGUUUGUAUUUUCUGUUUGGCUACGCUCUAUUCUAAAUAUAUAAAUUCUAAAAUUCAGACAUGAGCUGUAUUUAGGCUAGUUUUUCUUACGACUGUAAGCAUGAUGAUUGUUGCUUAACUUUAUUUGCUCGAUUCGCACAACUCUAACUCUAUUAUUAUUCAUGUAAUAUUUGGCGCAAUAUUUUUAAUUUUAUGUAGCUAUUCAUUUGAAACACA
This is a messenger RNA of Erythranthe guttata (spotted monkey flower), 1611 nucleotides long. RefSeq names its product U1 snRNP-associated protein usp106. Gene Ontology annotation, cellular component: U1 snRNP. The record is from RefSeq and is a predicted model, not a curated record. Lineage: Eukaryota; Viridiplantae; Streptophyta; Magnoliopsida; Lamiales; Phrymaceae. Gene Ontology annotation, biological process: mRNA splice site recognition. Gene Ontology annotation, molecular function: mRNA binding.